CCCCCCCCCUAGCUCUUUGUAUUGUUUAUUAUUUUCAUUUCAUGUCAUUUUGUUGAACAGACCUGCUUGGUGUUUAUCUUUCGCCGACCUCUUUAUGCUUCUGUUACAGAGUGCUGAGCCCUAAAGGUAUUAAGUUGUGUAUUCAGUUCAGUAUCACCCCUCACCUUUGGUUGUUUUCAUUGUUUUGUGGUUCAACUUUGCCCCAGGGCAGAUGAGACGACGAACCAAAAAAGGGCAAGAAUGAAAGAUAUGUACGGUUUUUUAAAUGCUGUUUCAAAACUCUUCCACACACAUCCUGCUAGAAGCAAAUCGCUUGCAACCAGUCAUAAAAAUGGAGCUAGAUAAAAUCACAUCUUUCCUUAUCGGGAAAGAUAUAAAUCAGAUGUAAUUCAGCUUAUUUAAACUCCCUCCAAGCCUUUUCCCUCCUGCCUAAAAGGCAAUGUAGCACUUUUUUUGAAAGGUAGCCAUGUGUUGUUCCCUUUAAGAAAACUUAUCCCCGACAUAUUUGAGCUAGGUGUGCUCUCCUUAGAGCACUAUAGAACUGUUUAAUUUAUCUAAAGCGUAGUACUUCUAAUCACUCCAAUUGUGUGGACGAUCCUCUUUGUAUCAGUGUGACUGAAGUUUUUUAUUUUGUAUUAUUUUAUAUUAUUAUUAUUUUAAUCUGCCAUCUUUAUAAGGGAUGGCACGGUUAAGUUGAACUUUGUACAUUUGUGUUUAACUUCAAAUGAAACCAUUCAGAAUACAGUUGAAGUGUAUCUUUAUAAAGAGGCCGACAAACAGUGUACUUUGAGACCGGUAUGAGCAGAUGUGUGGGAGCACAUGUGUAUUGUACUUCUCAUAGGAGAAGAGGAGAGGUGUGUUUGAAUAACACGGUCUACUCUCAACAUGUGCCCUGCUGCCGCCCUCUUUUUGUUGGCUGAGGAACACGUUUUUCCCAAAAGUCCCAAUAUUGGAACAAAAAAUGUAAGUGUUUCCUUCCUGUCUCUGGUGCGGGAACAAACGAUUACGAUUUCUUUGGGCAAGUAAACACGACAUUGCUUCUGCUUUCUCAAGUGAGUCCUCUAUGACGUGUUGUGUAACACAGAACAUGGCGUGUUGUGUAGAUAAUUCAGGGCAUUAGCAGAGCCUGUUGGGUUGACCCUUUUGUGUCUCGCUAAAUUCCAAGAAGUAGCAAGAUCUUUUUUCUUUUUCUUUUUUCAUGCGACGCAACUUCGACGGCAGCCUGGUGUUGAUCUCUCUGAGAUCUUAUUGAUAAUAUGUUGAAACUUGUUUUGAAGUUUAUGGUUUACAGAAAUGUCCCUCGUUCUGCAAACAACAAUCAAACCGAUCAAGCGAACCUCGACGUUCACCGCGCUCUCCCCGUUCAAACCGUUCCUAUGUUUAAAAAGUAAACCUUUCGGGUUCAGUGUUUUUAUUAUUUGUUCUAGUUUCUUGUUUUGUUUGGUCAUUCUUUUUGGAUUAGGGGAAGUUGCACAGCUGCUAUAUAAUAGAUGCGGUGGAAUGGCCUUCUAUCUAUUAAUAGAUUAUUGCCAUAUUAUCAAUAACAAGAGAAGGUGCAAAAUUGAUUUCAAGAUAUUCAUAUUGGCUGUAAAAAAAAACACAACAAAGUUUGUAUUUAUUGUGUACAAAUGUUAAUAAAAAAUAUGGGAAAAAUUAUAUUGUGUGUGUGUGUGUGUGUGUGUGUGUGUGUGUGUGUGUGUGUGUGUGUGUGUGUGUGUGUGUGUGUGUGUGUGUGUGUGUGUGUGUGUGUGUGUGUGUGUGUGUGUGUGUGUGUAAUCGGCGAUCUUGAGUAUACAUGCAUUUGUGUUUAGUACGUUCAGCCCUCCUCCUCUAGGAUGGGCGUGAUUGCCCUUCAAGGCACAGCAAGCCCAUAGAACAGAACUUCCUCCCUACUCCAGGACACCAGCAUGGGGAAGAGAGGCAAGCGGUCCAUAUCUCUAGUGUUCAACCUAGAUUUAAAAGCUUUAUGGGUGGUAACGUGUAUUGUAUCAUGACAUGAAUCCUCCACACUGAAGCCUGUUUAUUGUUUAUUUUUUCCAAUCAAAACCUUUGAGACCCCGUUCUGAAGAGGGGGAAUGGAACAGUCUUCGCUGGGAUCACGGCCCUGCACCUCCUGUGUGAAGAUCUACCUGAUCUCCAACCCAGAAGAUUCGGUGGUGGAGCGCAGGGCAUUGAGGGAAACUGUGUUCCCCAGACUACGAGAGCACUGCAGGAACACGCAUGGACUAGAUCUCAUGGUGAUUGACCCGUGUGAGUCCAGUGAUCCAAGGAGAUGGCCAGACCAGAGGACCAGGCAGCAGCUGAUAUACGAAUGUCAAAACAACUCCAAUGGCCCCUACUUACUGACACUGGUGGGACAUCAGUACGGCAGGGCCGGCCUGCCUUCUCAGGUGGAGGUGGCAGAGUACCAAAUGUUGCUCCAGGUGUGCCAGCAUGCAGGAAUCACGACCAGUGCCCUGGAGGAGGCUUACCUGAGGGACGAGAACUCCAUCCUGCCCUCCUAUUGUUUGCGGACGCGGGCCUGUCGAAGCGAAGGCCAUGUGGAGAGCAACGGAGAGGUAGGGGAGGAAGACCAGAGUAAGAGGAGGGAUAAAGGAGAGGAGGCGCUGAAAGUAUUUCAGACUGCACUGGGUCUUUGUGUCCGUGACGGCCUAAUGACGCAAGAGAGAGCCCACAACUAUCUAAGAUCAGAGCUCGAUGCAGAUCUACGACUGGCUCUGCAGGAGGGCUCUGGUGAUGACAUCAUGAGUCGCUGCCUGGUCUAUGUUCACAGAGUCCGCAAUGCAUGCAACCAGAAGAGUGGAAAGAAGCAGAGUCAUCCAGACCAAGACCCACUACUCACUCCACAUUUACUGCCGUCUGGUGACCACUUCCUGUCGCAGCUCUGUGAUGACUUCCUGCCGAGCCUGAUCACUUCCUCUAAGCUCCAGGUGUACACCACAACCACGGAAUGCAACAGUCAUCACGGUUUCACCACGGCCAGGCGGCGAGCCUACACAGAGCCUCUGUGUCUCCAGGUGUACUCGGACCUGGUGGACCUGGUCGACCGCCGUAACCCCUUACCUGUCCGUCACCUUGACGACGCGUUGGCCCAGGAGAUGGCCGCCCAGCAGGAACUGUCUGGCGUCUUCUCACGUCUUUAUGACGUCACUCGCCCAGAGGCGGAAGAGAUAAAAACCUACUUGGUGGAGAGGGCUAAACAGUGCCCGCUAGUGGUGGGAGGCGGGCCGUGCACUGGGAAAACAGUCCUGCUUGCACACUGCUGCCAGCAGGUAAAAUCAUGGCUAGCUGAUCAAGACCCAGUGAUCAUUCCUUACUUUGCUAACAUAACAAUUAACCCGUCCCUGAAGCACAUCCUCUCCCUACUCUGCUAUCAAAUAGUGUGCUGCUACAGACAACCACAUGACGUCUCAUCAGACCUCGACAUCUCCAAAGGCCUGCCCUCUAACCUGGAUUCAAACCAUGAACCUUGUAGUGCAGAGAACCACCAUUCCAACCCUAAUUUACGCUCUAGAACUGAUCCCAAGCCCAAAGACCCUAAUCCUCCAGAACCCAGACCCAAACAAAGUAUCCCCAGACAAUAUUUUGAACCUGAUCUCUCUCAAUCUUGGCUCAAAGAUCACCUCUCCUCACUCCUCUCCAGUUUUCCUACUCCCAAUCGGCCAGUUGUACUAAUCCUGGAUGGCCUGGAUCAAAUAAACGACGUGGAUGUCCAACACAUGGUCCAAUGCCUUCCUUCCCCUCUCCCCGCUAGCGUCAAGCUCAUCCUGUCAGUGUCCAACCGUCGCACGCAGGCCUUACAAGCCAUCCAACUACACUAUCCAGAAUGCACUUCUUCACCUCUACCUGUUUCGCACAGCAUUGUGCCUACCAAGGACAAGGAGAGGAAGGGUUUACUGAUGGAAACGGGUCAGACACAGAGCAAAGGCUAUAGCUUUGUAGAGUUGAAGUCGGUGGAGAGGAGACAGUGUAUCAGAAUGGUUGCCUCCCUGCUCAGCCUUUCUGGAAGGAGAGUUACCUCUGGGCAGCAGACUCUGGUUAACAAGGCUCUGGGCUCUUGUUCCCAGAUUUUCUACGCUCGCCUCCUGCACUCCCAAACUUUGCACUGGACCUCAGAUUCGGAAGUGAUGGAAUCCUCGCUCCCUAAUGGCGUCCAUGCAUCUAUUUCUGCACUGCUGGACGUCCUCGAGCAGAAACACGGUCCGACUCUGGUGCCUCGCUGCCUGUCCUACCUCACCCUCUCCAGGACUGGGCUCACGGAGGCCGAGCUCACUGACCUGUUGUCCAGUGACGACGAGGUGUUGAUGACGCAGUACAUGCUGAGAGGUCAAGCGCACUCAUGCAGGUUGCGGGUACCUCACGUGGAUGUGGAGAGACUCCUGCUGGACCUGAGGAUGUUCCUCGGAAGGAGGACUGUGGCUGCUGGGGCACCCCUGUUGUUUUGGGUGUGCAGGCAUUUCGGCCUGGUGGUGACUAAGAAGUAUCUAGGUUGUCACGAGUUGAGGGAGCAGCUUCAUUCAUUGAUGGCAGACUAUUUCAAUGGCCGAUGGGCGUUUGGAAAUGCAAAACCACUCAUUAUUACGAGGAAGUCAGAGCCAUCAGGAACAACAGAGUUGGGGUCAAGCAAAACUAAUACGGCUUCUGAAAUGGCCGAAAUGGCCGUGUACAUAGACAGGCAGCCACCAUGUCAGCCCUUUGUCUUCAGGUCUUCCGAUGCUUUGUCCUCUGCUUGCAAAGAGGGAAGUCUAGUGAACCUGAGGAGGAUCAUAGAGCUGCCCCACCACUUGCAAGAAAGCAAAAGGUGGGAAGAGUUGGAGCGCAAGUUAUUACUGUCUCUUGGCUUUCAGCAGGCCAUGGUUCUAGCAGGUCUUUUGGGGGAUCUGGUAGACAUGUUGAUGGGAGAGAAAAGGUCACAAGUGGUUACUUUGCCCAGGGAACGAGCCCUCUUAGCCAGCAUGCUGAAAUCAACUGCAUGCAUCCUUCAAAGCUCUCCCGAGGAGCUCCCAAUGUUGAUGGAGUGCAGACUUCUUCCUUUUGUCGGAAUCUACCAAGAACUUGAAGUCUACAUUCAGGAUAUUGAACAGGAGAGGAGAAGAAGAGGAAGCGGCAUAAGUGUUGUUCUUUGCCCUGCUUCUUCCAUACUCCCCUCAAUUCAGUGUUCCUUGAGUGAGGGGAUACAAGGGCAAGGCUGUAUCAAAGAAGUCGCUUUGACAGCCUGCAAUGUUGUAGUUGGGGUCAUGGAAAGUGGAAUUGCUUGGAUGUGGAGAAGCCCAUGGAGGGAGGUAGAGGAACUGUCCUUGAGCAACAAACAACUCAAAGUGGAGUUUUCUCGAGUGAUGAGCACUGGUAGAAGAAUUUUGCUUUCCACAUACUGCAACAUGCUUUUCUUAUUGGCUGUCACCAGUCCAGAGAUGUUUGUAGAAGUUGAGGGCCCACUGGAAACUGAGGAGUUCCAGGGUGAGACAAAUCAGCACAUGGUCGAGGGAUGUGUGGAGACGGAGGAGCAUCUGUGUGUGUGGUGGAAGGACAAACGUUUUGUGAGUGUGUUUCGUGGCGUGAACGGCAAACCUCAGAAUUUUCAGUGUCAGAACCCUGUGACCUGUUUGGUUUGUUCCGAUGAUGGUCGUUUCAUGUAUUGUGGGCAGGAGACGGGGGCAGUGGCUAUAUUUGACAUUUACAACACCAAUCCCGUUUGUGAAUGUUCAAACCCAAAUCAGAAUGCUAUUCUGUCAAUAAUCCUCUGUGAAGAACAGUGUGAUAUGGCGUGUGUUGACAUUACCGGAAAUAUAAUGCUGUGGAAUGUGGAUGGAAGACCAACCCAACCUGCUUUUCAACUUGAGUGUUUUAGUGAUAAAGGUGGGAACAGCGUUCUCAAUAUGGAUUACUCGUAUGAACUAGCCACCUUAUUGGUUUGCAAAGCUCAACAGAUUACACUGUGGAACACAUGUGAAUGGGUAAUGUUGGGCCAGUUUAUGACUCCACAGGGAAAGGCUUUCCUCCAUGCAUUGCUAGCCCAGGAAGGUCAUCUCUUUCUGGCUUUGCUACAAUCCUGUUCCCUUGUCCUGGUGUGGAACAUAAGCAGUGGGGAAUGUGUUCUUUCCCUUGACACAUGCAGCAGCACGUCUGUUCCUAGACUUCUCAAAACAGCCUCGGGUUUGAUAACUAUCACUCCUCAUGGCUGUCUCUCAAUGUGGGAAGUUAUAAAUGCAGCUGGUAUGUCCCCAAAAAUGUCACAUGGGGUUAGCCAGGUGGUGGCCGACGAGGUUGGGGAGAAGUUUUACACAGCAGACGGCUCUAUAGCAGUAUGGGGUUGGAGCUUGCGGACAGGAGAUCCGGAAGUGAACUUCAUUCAUGAUGGGCCUGUGGAAAAACUCAUGCUCUCUCCAGACAACAGCCAUCUUGUGUCAGUUUCAGGUGGAGAUAUCUACGUUUGGCAACUGGACACGCGUCAGAACAUCUUCCGUAUCAGAGGCAGCAGUGCAACAGUCAUUCUCAUCACCCCAAACAGUAAAUUUGCGGUGAGUCUCUGCGAGAGAGGCCUAUCGCCAGUUUGGAACCUGCAAAACGGUGGUGUUGUGUGCCAUAUACAACUUUACCUAGACGCAGCCAAGGUGUCACCUGAGAGCACCUUCCUGAUUGGCCUUCACCAAGGAGACCUGCUGGCCACAAACCUUUGGUCUGGCACUGUCAGCAGGCGCUUCUCUCAUGCAGCGCACUCUGAGCAUGUUGUGGCGUUCCACAUGCUUCCACAACAGCCAGACUUUGUGCUGGUGAUGGGUUCCAGUGGAGUCGUGUAUACCUGGAAGGUACCUGAGGACACAAUGUUGCAGCAGUUUCAACUCCCUCGCUCAUUCAGCAUUCAGCCACAUGUCGUCCAGACAUCCUCCGCUGGAAGCUUCAUGCUCCUUUCCACAAACAACGACGGCAUGGCGUACUUGGACCUCUCCACACACCAAACCUGCUCUGUGAAGGUUGAAGGUGCUGCUUUUGCAGUGUGUCUGGACAAAGCAGGGCGCUACGCUGCAUGCCUGUCUCAGCCCUCUGCCCUGACCGCACAGUGUUCCUGUGAUGUGCAUCCAGAGUCCGUGCUGACGGUAAUACGACUCGCCGAUGGGGGGAAAGUGGGGACGUUGCGUAUGUGCAAGACGCCAUUGGCCGUGGCUGUGUGUGAGCAGCUGUAUGUAUAUGUGGGGUUUCAUGAUGGCUCUGUGGCUGUGUAUUCCAUCUUGGAUCUCAUAAAUAAACAGGAAUGUUCUGUUAGGGGCAGGGACAAUUUGAUUGGCUUGAAAAAACAUUGCUUCUGCGGCACAGUCCUUAUGAGAUUGUCACCUUUAGCAUUCCCUAAUAUUACAUGGCCAUAAAGACCUAUCCCCCCUGAACAAAAUGAAAAGAUGAAAUACUGUAUUGAUCUUACACUGCUUUGGUGUUCGUUCAUGACUUUUUCUUUGUAAUGGCUAACUGCUACUUUAGCUCAUCUAUCUUUAAUUUUAUCACAGAAAAUAAAACACUAAGAUUGUGUAUCUGUACUCACAUAAAUAACAGUAAUAUAUGUACAAUUAUUCACACACACACACACACACACACACACACACACACACACACACACACACACACACACACACACACACACACACACACACAUACACACACACACACACACACACACA
Molecule: messenger RNA, 7667 nt
Organism: Gadus macrocephalus (Pacific cod)
Lineage: Eukaryota; Metazoa; Chordata; Actinopteri; Gadiformes; Gadidae
Product: NACHT and WD repeat domain-containing protein 2-like
Exons: 10
Coding region: 2076-7361 (1761 amino acids)
Molecular function (GO): protein binding
Source: RefSeq, a predicted model, not a curated record